This is a messenger RNA of Anopheles coustani, 1095 nucleotides long. Its product is annotated as phospholipase A1-like. The record is from RefSeq and is a predicted model, not a curated record. Gene Ontology annotation, biological process: lipid metabolic process. The transcript is spliced from 3 exons. NCBI's taxonomy places the organism in Eukaryota, Metazoa, Arthropoda, Insecta, Diptera, Culicidae. Gene Ontology annotation, molecular function: lipase activity. Bases 1 to 1095 code for a protein of 364 amino acids.
AUGUUACCUAAAUCGGGUUACUUUUUGAUAUGUAUGCUGGUUGUUCUGCUCUUCGUGGCCGGACUUUGGCAAGUCGAUCGAAGGCCAAUCUUCUACACAAAAGUUACGUUCAAUUACACAGAAAAAAUAGAAGAUACUUCUGCUUGGUACUGCGAUGAUCUGUACUUCAGUGUUCUAAAUCGCCACAUUCGCACCCAUGGCAGUGGUAGCCUCGACAAUUCCAACCCAAUGGCGUUGAAUUCCUCCCUUCAUGCAACGGACAUAAGGUUUCAUUUGUUCACGAGGAAAAAUCCCAACGUUAGCCAGCCCCUGCUGCCCACCGUGGAAUCGGUCAACGGAAGCUUCUUCAAUCGCACCAAUCCGACGCGUGUGAUCGUGCACGGUUUUUGCAACUGCCAGCAUUCGGACUUUUGCAAAAACGCCAAAGACGCGCUGCUGUACACGAACGAUGUCAACAUUAUCACCAUCGAUUGGAGUGACACCGUGGGCCUGUUGGAUUAUGUGCUGCUGCGCUGGCGGCUGGAUCAGGUGGCAGUAUCGUUGGCCGGUUUUGUCGAUUUCUUGCACAACACCACCGAACUGGAUCUCGGUGAGCUGUAUCUGAUCGGGCACAGCCUGGGGGCACAUUUGGCCGGGCUGAGCGGGAAAAAGUUAACGACCGGUCGGGCAGGAGCUAUAUUUGGCCUCGACCCGGCGGGACCUUUGUUUUCCAGCCGGGACACAUCGUCCCGACUCGCCAACACGGAUGCGGAGUAUGUUGAGGUGAUUCACACGAACGGGGGCACCCUCGGUAUGUACGAUCCCAUCGGGACGGCCGAUUUUUAUCCCAAUGGAGGGAAAAGCCAGCCCGGAUGCUUACCAUGGUUGUUUGGAAUGUCCUGCUCGCAUGGACGCGCUUGGGAGUUGUAUGCCGAGUCAGUCUACACGGCGGUUGGAUUCAAAGCAGUGCCAUGUGAUAAUAUCGAGCAAAUCGUGGAAAGUGUUUGCCGCGUAGAUCUGCCAACGGUAGAAAUGGGUGGAGAACCGGCGAAUAAAACUAAAGCUGGUAUCUUUGUGCUUUCGACCAAUAGUCGCUUUCCUUAUGCGAGGGGAUAA